Molecule: messenger RNA, 2411 nt
Organism: Sarcophilus harrisii (Tasmanian devil)
Lineage: Eukaryota; Metazoa; Chordata; Mammalia; Dasyuromorphia; Dasyuridae
Gene: SLC35G6
Product: solute carrier family 35 member G6
Exons: 2
Coding region: 765-1805 (346 amino acids)
Source: RefSeq, a predicted model, not a curated record
UGGACCAAGACACUUAUAUAUUCCUCCUAACAACAGGACGUAGUGAGAUUCCUAACAACUUGCCAUUCAGCCAAAGCACAAAAUAUAAGAUUCACUUGUGUGUCUGCACACAACAUAUACCAGAAUAAGUAUCCAUACAUAUGAUCAAUAUACUAGAUGACUGAGAAACUCAAAAUACACAGAUACCCAAGCCAAAAAAAAAAAAAAAAAAAAAAAAAAAAAAAAAAAAAAAAAAAAAAAGAUCAACUUAUACAACUGUAAAAAUUAAGGCACAGAAAGAUGAGAGGGUCAGAAGCUGAAAAACAGUGUAAGUAAAAGACUCAAUGGUACUCUUCAAAAGACAGGUAACAUUCAUUCUUCCAGAAACUUGGGAACAGCAGUAAAUGACUUAAAGAAGCAACACUCUGUUGAUUGAUGAAAUCUCAAGGAGAAAGACAGCGAAUAGAAAUCUAUAACAUUUAGAGUUCAGAAAUGACAAUACACAAGAGAUGAGAAGUCAGGCUCAGAAAUUCUGAUACAAAAAGAGAUAGUCACAAUUAGAAACAAACCUGAUAAAAACACAGGAAAUAUUAGGAAAUAGAGCAGAAUUAAAGAGAGACAAAAGAUACCUUCUCUCUCAGGGAUGACACCCCCAACCCCCACUCCAAGGAGAUUCCAUGGGAGAACCCGAACCCCACCUUGAGGUCAUAAUGGCUAAUGGCUGGAGCUCUAAGAAGCCAGGAAGAGCCAGAAGGCAGAAAGCAAACUAUGGUGUCUAGAGAGCCAUGGUUGCCAUGUGCCCCUCCUCUCUGACAUUGGAUGACUUCACCCAACCAUCACCAUCCCCCUCUCCACCAGGGGAAGAAAGGAACAAAAGCCUACCUUGGCACCAACGAUGCCGCCCCACAGAUGCCACCAAGGGGCUACUUGUGGCAUUGCUGGGUGGAGGUCUUCCUGCAGGCUUUGUGGGGCCCUUCUCCAGAAUGGCCUAUCAAGCUUCCCAUCUACCCUCCCUUGAGCUUCUUCUUUGCCGAUGCCUUUUCCACCUUCCCAUCGCCUUUCUUCUCAAACUGCGAGGCUGUCCACUGCUGGGGCCUGCAGGUAAUCGACAGAGAGCCUGGCUCCAUGCCCUCCUCAACGUCCUCAGCAUUGGUUGUGCCUACACCUCUGUCCUGGUUGUGCCUGCUGGCAAUGCAGCCACUGUCCGAAAAGGCUCCUCCACCGUCUGUUCUACACUCCUUGCCCUGUGUAUGGAGAGUCAGCGACUCAGUAGCUAUGACUGGUGUGGCCUGGUUGGCAGCACUCUGGGCUUACUUAUCAUUGUGGGCCCAGGGUUGGGCACUCUACAGAAGGGAUCAGAAGGGGUCUACACAGCCCUCGGCUAUGUAUUGGCUGUCUUGGGUGGCCUUGCCCUUGCCCUGGGGCUGUUGGUUUACAGAUCCCUGGACUUCCCUUCCUCCCUACUGACUGUGGCAUUUCUGUUUGGUGUAGUAGGGCUGAUGGGGGCCUUGCCGGGGCUUUUCCUUUUGCAGACUCCUGUGAUACCCCAUGACCCACUGAGUUGGAGCUGUGUUUGGGCUGUUGGGGUUCUGGCCCUUGUUUCAUUUGUAUGUGCCAGCUAUGCUGUCACCAUGGCCCACCCAGCACUGGUGUGUGCUGUGCUACAUUCUGAGGUGGUGGUGGCACUGAUGCUGCAAUACUAUGUACUCUGUGAGGCUGUGACACCAUUUGACAUCAUGGGGGCAGGCGUUGUAUUAGGUAGCAUUGCCAUCAUCACUGCUCAGAAUCUCAGUUGUGAUCGGGAAGGAGAGGGUCUUAAAGAAUGAGGCUGUGUGUGUGUGUGUGUGUGUGUGUGUGUGUUGGGGGGUACAAAGUUGGGGCUUAGGACUCAAUAUAGAGGAGAAAGUAACUCUCAAUUACAGUAGUAAUUGGGAGUCCAAGAACAAGACAAUGUUGGAAACUUGAUUGAAAUCGCUGAAAACCAAAGACUGGCUCUGGAGGACCUUCGGAAGAGAGGCUUAAAGGAAUAAAAGGGACAAAGCAAACCUGGACUGGGAGGUAAAUAGGAAGGAUCUCAGAAGGCAAGUAGAAGUUGGGUUUUCCAGGUAGGAUAAGAGAUGAAGGGCACACUUUCUAUAUGAAAAUAGGCAGGUGAUUUCCAUUGAGGCUGGAGAAGGGAGAACCCAAAGGAAGACUGUGUGAUAGGGAGUUGCUACGGAUUGACCUGGAAAACUCGCGUGGGAGAGACACAAUGUUAACCUCAAAUUAGGAAAAAUCUAAGUGACUUCUUGGUGUCGUCUCUGCUUUGGGGUUGUGGGGGGUGGGAGGGAUCAGCCAGCCCCUCUCCAAGUGAUCCUGAUUAUUUGUGGAUCGCAAAUCCAUCGCUGUCUCCUAAAAAUAAAAUUUAUUAGUGACGGAAGGGAGCCCCCUGG